AUGGUGUUGGAAUGUAAAUGGCAUGUGAUGCUUGAGGGAAGGAGGACCCUCCGCCGCCGGGCCCUCCUACCACGAGUAUCACUCCGUCGCCACCAACUCCUGUCACCUGCCCGAGCCCUGCGCCCGGCCACUGCCCUAGGCCACCCGAGCACCCCUGCCACCACUUCUCAAGGCCACCCGGGCACCUCUGCCACCACUUCUCAAGGCCACCGAGCACCUCUGCCACACUUGUCAAGGCCACCGAGCACCUCUGCCACACUUGUCAAGGCCACCGAGCACCUCUGCCACCACUUGCCACCCGAGCACCCCUCCCACCACUUGCUCAAGGCCACCCGAGAACCUCUGCCACCACUUGUCAAGGCCUACCCGAGCACCUCUGCCACCCACUUGUCAAGGCCACCCGAGCACCCCUGCCACCACUUCUCAAGGCCACCCGAGGCACCUCUGCCACCACUUCACCUCUGCCACCACUUCUCAAGGCCACCCGAGCACCUCUGCCACACCUUGUCCAAGGCACCCGAGCACCCCUGCCACACUUGUCAAGGCCACCUCCGAGCACCUCUGCACCACUUGUCAAGGCCACCCGAGCACCCUGCCCCACUUGUCAAGGCCACCCGAGCACCUCUGCCACCACUUACCAAGGCCGCGCGGCUCUGCAACCGGCUUGCGCCACGUCAUCACAGAUCCAAAGCACCGCGCGCCCCCACCACCGUCAGUGGAGCAAUUGCCUACGUUCUUCAUUCAUUCACUAACCAGCCUAUGGCCAAGUGCGAGUGCAGCGGUAACACGUCGGCUCCCAUCCGAGGGACCGGCAGUUCGCGUCCCACCCAGGCGCUUGAAGUUGCAGCUGUCGCCCGGGGCCAAGAUUCGCUGGCGCGCACUCAACUAGCUGCCAUCAGUUCGACUAGUACUCGGCGCCGCCACAAAUGGCAGACUAAAUGCAAGUUGCCGCAAGAAAACGCAGAGACGAAGUCAUCUGCAAAGAUCCUCGACGACACGACGACAGCGCGGGAUGCAAGGCGCGGCGACAGCGCAACCGAGGCGCCCACACCGCAGACAGGGACUGCCAUCAGUUCGACUAGUACUCGGCGCCGCCACAAAUGGCAGACUAAAUGCAAGUUGCCGCAAGAAAACGCAGAGACGAAGUCAUCUGCAAAGAUCCUCGACGACACGACGACAGCGCGGGAUGCAAGGCGCGGCGACAGCGCAACCGAGGCGCCCACACCGCAGACAGGGAUUCAUCAGCCCGCAAAUAGUAGGCGCGGCACAAAGAAGUUAGUGAGCCCUGCUGUGCACACCAACUUGCUUACAGCUUACCAAGGCCAGACUUCCCAUACCAGCAUGCGCGCCUAG
Molecule: messenger RNA, 1353 nt
Organism: Penaeus indicus
Lineage: Eukaryota; Metazoa; Arthropoda; Malacostraca; Decapoda; Penaeidae
Exons: 9
Coding region: 1-1353 (450 amino acids)
Source: RefSeq, a predicted model, not a curated record